AUGAGUUCUAUCGGUGUUGUCGUUUUCCGUAACUCGCCGCUAAAGGCGCAGGUGUUGCAGGAGUCCGUGAAUAAUUCUGUCAAUAUAAAUAAUAACGAUGCGAUCAAUAUAAAACGUGAAAUCAUUAUAGUGAGAAAGAAAUCAAAAGUUCAUUCGCCACAAAAUACAGUUUCAGUUACAUCAUUAGUGCGUGCUAACGAACCUGUGAAUUCAAAUGUUUUCGCAAAAAGACCCCGUCUACGUGAAAAUUCUCUCGAGGAGUCUUCACGAACCCCGACACCUUUAGCAGUGGCGCGAAGAAAUGCGCGGGAACGGAAUAGAGUGCGUCAAGUGAAUGACGGAUUUGCUGCUUUGCGUCGUCACAUACCAGAAGAAGUCGCUGCUGCUUUUGAAAAUGCUAAUUCUAAUCGAGGACCAAACAAGAAAUUAAGCAAAGUUGAAACUCUUCGUAUGGCAGUAGAAUAUAUUCGAAAUCUAGAAAGUCUUCUCAACAUUGGUCAUGCUGACAAAGAAAAUUUGUCACGGCCAUCUAUUGAAUCUUUCCCUUCACCUGCAUCGUCAUCUCCUAGAGAUAAUAGUCAAGAAAGAAGUUACUAUUCGUUGAACUCGCCAGCUUUGGAUGAUGAAGAUGUUGAUGAAGAUGAAAUAGACGGUUCGUUGCACCAGAUGCCACCACAGCAAUACAUUGACUUACAAGCUUCCGAAACCUUUCAGCUAGUGUCUACACCUCAUUUGUACGAAGAAGAAGAUGGUACUGGGCAACCACUAACCCCUUCGCCAGAUCUUCUGGCCCAAGAUGAAAUGAAUUCGCAUGUAUUGGAGACUCAUUUUCCUUUUCCCAACUCAGCAGAACAGUUUACGGUGAUCCCUGAACAAACUUUCAGUAAUGAAGCGGAUGCUCCUAUAGGUGAAGGAGAUUUUGAAGUAAAAUAUGCAGAAAAUAUCCAUCAACAGAUCAAUUCAAAUUUUGACGAAGAAUCUGAAAUGCAUCUAGAUGCCAUUAAUCCAGAUUUAAUUCUAUCGAACAAUCAGUUCAAAUUCAAAGAAGAAACAAAUACGUACCUCGAUAACGAGCCUUAUAAUGACGUGGAUUUAAAGAAGGAACUUCCAGAGAUCCAAGUAACUCCUGAAGAUCGUGAGCAAUUCGAAGAAACCCUUAAAUGGUGGCAAGAAAAAACAAGACAAACUCGUGUGCUGUCUAAAAUCAACAAUUAG
This is a messenger RNA of Melitaea cinxia (Glanville fritillary), 1215 nucleotides long. RefSeq names its product achaete-scute complex protein T8-like (gene Ase). Gene Ontology annotation, molecular function: protein dimerization activity; DNA-binding transcription factor activity, RNA polymerase II-specific; RNA polymerase II transcription regulatory region sequence-specific DNA binding. The coding region runs from base 1 to 1215 and encodes 404 amino acids. The transcript has a single exon. Lineage: Eukaryota; Metazoa; Arthropoda; Insecta; Lepidoptera; Nymphalidae. The record is from RefSeq and is a predicted model, not a curated record. Gene Ontology annotation, biological process: developmental process; regulation of transcription by RNA polymerase II.